AUGAACUUUUGUUCGUCCCAAGGCAUCCAGUGGAAGUUUAGCCCACCCACCGGUCCUCAUCAUGGUUCUGUUUGGGAGAACGGGGUAAAGUCUUGUAAACGGCACUUGAAGCGAAUAGUUGGGGAAACCAAACUAAACUUCGAAGAAAUGACAACCACCCUCUGCCAAAUCGAAGCCUGUCUCAACUCUCGUCCACUGAUACCUUCUCUUGAUACAAAUGAUGAUGAUGGAAUAUCUCCACUUACCCCUGGACAUUUUCUAAUUGGACGUCCUUUAGAAGCUCUACCUGGCCGCAUUUACAAAGAGCCCAUUCUUGGUUUAAAAAGAUGGAAACUCUGUCAAGCAUUGACGCAACAUUUCUGGAAACGAUGGUCUGCUGAAUAUCUCAAUGGCUUACAACGAUUUAACAAGUGGAAAGUUCCAAAACGAAAUCUUCAACUAGAUGAUAUUGUCCUCGUUAAAGACAAUCGUACACCAACUUGUCAAUGGCCUCUUGCUCGAGUCACAAAGGUUCAUCCUGGUCCAGAUAAACUUGUUCGAGUCGUUACUGUACAAACGAAGACUGGCACCUUCAUCCGACCGAUUGUGAAGUUAUGUUUACUUCUACCAGCGAAGGAAGUGCCGAAGAAAGAUGAUGAAAUGAAGUGA
Molecule: messenger RNA, 648 nt
Organism: Paramuricea clavata
Lineage: Eukaryota; Metazoa; Cnidaria; Anthozoa; Malacalcyonacea; Plexauridae
Source: the annotation of a GenBank genome assembly